Messenger RNA from Panicum virgatum (switchgrass), 630 nucleotides. Its product is annotated as glycine-rich cell wall structural protein 1.0-like. The record is from RefSeq and is a predicted model, not a curated record. The coding region runs from base 1 to 630 and encodes 209 amino acids. The transcript has a single exon. Lineage: Eukaryota; Viridiplantae; Streptophyta; Magnoliopsida; Poales; Poaceae.
AUGCCGCUGCUCCAUCGAGCUCAGAGGACUUCGCGGUCCAAACUCACCGUCCAACACCUCCGCCUCCAGGGCGGCGCCCCCGUGCUCCACCUCGCCGCCACCGCAAGAACCCACCAACUCCAGGGACAAAAAAAUGAAGAAAAAAAAUCCAACACAGAUCCACCGGACGACACCGCUGACGGCCGGAUCCGCCACCCGCGCGCCUCCUCCUCCAAGCCAGCGGCCAGAUCCGCCACCGGUCGCAUCCCCCGCCUGGCGGAUCCCGGCGGCGAUCGGGAUGGAGCGAGAGGGGGAAGGGUCCGGGGAACCUGGCGGAUGACGGCGCCGAAGGGCGGAGCCGGUCGGAUCCCCCGCCGGCGGCGGGGCGGAGCUAACGGCGGGGGUCAAGAGGUGGGGAGCCCGGGAGGGGGCGGCGGCCGAGGGCAGCAACCGGUGGCGGGGGAGGAGGGCGAGGGGCAGAGGACGGCGACCGGCGGCGAGACGGAGCGAAUGGCGGGGUCGAGAGGUGGGUGCCCGGGAGGGGGCGGUGCCCGAGGGCAGCGACCGCUGGCGGGGGACGAGGACGAGGGGCAGAGGACGGCGGCCACCGGCGGGAGCAGAGGGCAGCGGGGCGGUGCCGAGGCACGCUAG